Didymodactylos carnosus is the source of this 1105-nucleotide messenger RNA. NCBI's taxonomy places the organism in Eukaryota, Metazoa, Rotifera, Eurotatoria, Philodinida, Philodinidae. The record is from the annotation of a GenBank genome assembly.
AUUAAGAAUACAAUGAUCAGAAAUGGGUAAAAAACACCUGCAGCAUCUUCACAACUAAAUUGUUUCAAUCCAAUGACGUUUUCGUCGAAUUUUGAUGUUAAAUCUACUUUUCGUAGCAGAAUACAUUUUCAGUUGUCCGUCUGACAAGUAAAAAUGUUUAGCUCUUUCUAUGGAACCAUUGUUAGCACAAAAUUCCGUAUAUAGAUAUUUUAGGCCAUUUGGACCUUUUUCAUUCAUUUAUCUUAUGCGUCGACAUCACCAUACUUAUUCGUUUUUUUGUGUGAUAUAGAGCAGUCGAGUGAAUCUUUUGUUCUUUUCUGUAUCUUUUAAGAAAAAUCUGUCCAUUUUUCUCUCAAAUAUCGUCGAUAGCAGUAAACAGAUAAUACAUGCGUCUGUUCUUGUCCAAAAUAUUUCAUUUGUUACUUUUAAAUUCUUCGUAUCUAUAAAAGAAGAUUAAUUUUCCAAAUCAGACUAUAAGCAACAUUUAUUCGAUUAUAUACAUCGCUUUCUCUUUCUUUAAACUACUAAACUGCCAUGUACACAAUAGCAAUUUUAUUGUUGGCUAUUACUGCUUGUUAUGCAGGUAAAGUUACAUACACGACAUAUUUUCAGUAAAAAUUGAUAGUUAGAAUUAUUUUGUUUAGCUGAAUUUGAUGGUACUACGUGCUAUCGACUGACAAAUAGCUUUCAAGAUCGUGAGAAAGCCUUGGAUAUUGCUGCUUAUUCGAACAAAGCGACAAUGGUAUUUACACGUGACUACUCAAAACAAUGUUGGUAUAUCACAUCACUUGGAGACGACUAUUAUCGAUUGACAAACAAAUACAAAGGCGAAGGCAAAUCGCUUACGUACAUGCCAUCAAGUCUCACUAUUGAAUUUGCACCGACAUCCGAUGAAGCAGGUCAAUAUUGGAAAUUGUUGAAAUCCACCGAUGACACAUACACGUAUCGUCUCACAAAUAAAUUGAAUGAUGGGCAAAUGUGGGUAGACAUUGUCAAUACUGGCACGGCUUCAUCAUCCAGUGAUCUCACCAUGACAGAAUGGGGUCCGUACUCAGGACAAUUUUGGAAAAUCGAGUCCUUUACCUGCGGUGAUUAUUGCAAUUGA